Molecule: messenger RNA, 2004 nt
Organism: Aureobasidium subglaciale EXF-2481
Lineage: Eukaryota; Fungi; Ascomycota; Dothideomycetes; Dothideales; Saccotheciaceae
Exons: 1
Coding region: 395-1669 (424 amino acids)
Molecular function (GO): oxidoreductase activity; NADP binding; NAD binding
Source: RefSeq, a predicted model, not a curated record
GACAGCCCCGAGGCAGAUGCCGAGAGCCACCUUCUCUUCUUGUUACCGUGCAUGGAAAGCCGUGCCCUCGGUCUUCUCCCCACAACAACAUUCAUGUGAUGUCCGAAACGGCUAAAGACCCGUCGGAGAAACAGCCGCCGAAUGCUGCGGCAUCUCCAUUCGGCUUUCUCGCCGUGUGGGGUUUGGAAGAAAGUACCCCGCGACCACUUUCCCGACAUAUGUUGAUGCCAUCACGCCCUUUAUAAUCUCUGGAUACACUUUUCUGCUAUUUCUCUCCCUCCAAUAGCUGAAUUGAUUCUACCAAAACACCAGAUCAGAUCCACUUUCUGUUAGACUUAAAAAUCAUACGAUUGCAAGUUGAACCUCGAGAUCAAGGAACAUUACAUCAUACAUCAUGGGCUUGAAAGAUGUUGGCUUUAUUGGCCUCGGUGCCAUGGGAGGUGGUGUAGCUAUCAACCUUGCAAGAGAAGGAUACAACGUCAAAGGUUUCGAUUUGGCACAACCGCUAGUCGACGCUCUGGUCAAGGAAGGUGGCAAGGCAGCAAAGACAACACAGGAGACAGCAACGGAUGUCGACUACCUCUGCAUUAUGGUGGCCAACCAUCUCCAAACCAGCUCUGCUCUCUUUGACGGCGACAACCCGGCCAUCAAGGGUCUCGGCCAGAACAAGACCAUCAUCCUUCUCUCAACGACACCUCCCGCAUACCUACACGAGCUGAGGCAAAAGCUGGACGAUGCUGGCAGAUCAGACGUCAAGCUCCUCGACUGUCCCGUCUCAGGAGGUACCAUUCGUGCUGCGAACGGAACUCUCAGUAUCUUCGCUGCUGGAAAGGAAGAGGAAGUCGAAGCAUCAAAGGACAUCCUCAACACCAUGUCUGGCAACCUCUACCGCAUCCAAGGUGGCAUCAGCAGCGGCACAAAAGUAAAGACCAUUCACCAACUUCUUGCUGCCACAAACAUCAUUCUCUCAUCAGAAGCCAUGGGUCUCGCUGCCACUGUCGGCCUCAACACCCAAAAAGUAUACGAGCAUGUCAAGGAGAAUGACGGCACAUCUUUCAUGUUCGAGAACCGCGCACCACACAUGUUGGCAGACGACUGGUCGCCUUUGUCAGCACUGGGUAUCAUCCUCAAGGACUGCGGCAUCGUCACUGCCACCGCUCGCUCAGGUUACUGGCCCACUCCCCUCGCCGACUGCGCCGAGCAAUGUUAUCUCCAAGGUCUUCAGGCAGGUCUCCUCAGAGACGACGACGCAAAGCUGGUUACAAUGUACAUUCCCUCUGCAUCAGCCUCGCUAGUCAAGGAAAAGUCCACCGCGGACGUCAAGAUGCACUCGAACCACCAGGUCUCAGCCGACACCGUCAACGACCUCCUCGCUGGUGUCCACCUUGCCGCCAGUGUAGAGGCAAUGGCCUUCUGCAAGCACCUUGGUAUGGACCGCAAGCUCAUGUGUGAGAUCAUUUCAAAGGCCGCUGGCUGGUGUGACAUGUACACCAAGCACAUUCCUGCCAUGCUGGAGAAGGAUGACUGGAGUCUUGCCUCUUGUGCUGCUGCUCAAGAUGUAGUAAAGAGGUUGGAGACUGCUGUUGAGAAGGCGAGAUUGUUGAGAUAUCCUGUGCCCAUGGCUUCGACUGCGCUCCAGCAAUUCUACUUUGCUGGUCUUAGGGGUUAGAUCAUAGACAAAAUAGAGCAUCACGUUGAUACCAAAAUAGUUUCCGAGGUACGCUGCGGAGCACAAACUUCUCUCCCCAAACCAGCUACCGAUUAUCGAUUGAACCAAACUUUUCCGCCUAACUUUCACUCUCUGACUCUCAGCUCUACGCAUCCUUAACUCCUCAUCUCUCUCCAUCACUGACUUCUCGAUCCUUCAAGGAGAUGGAGGCUUUGGCUUGCGUCUUCUAGGGGGUUGGGGGUCGUGUUGUAGGUGUAGCUGGACGUAUCGCGAAGCUCGGAGUACUGGGAAGGCGCGGUGAAGGCGCGGCGGCAUUGACGUUUCCUGAUCGGAUG